Messenger RNA from Coprinopsis cinerea okayama7#130, 2181 nucleotides. Its product is annotated as glycerol-3-phosphate O-acyltransferase. Gene Ontology annotation, cellular component: endoplasmic reticulum membrane. The transcript has 9 exons. NCBI's taxonomy places the organism in Eukaryota, Fungi, Basidiomycota, Agaricomycetes, Agaricales, Psathyrellaceae. The record is from RefSeq and is a predicted model, not a curated record. Gene Ontology annotation, biological process: phospholipid biosynthetic process. Gene Ontology annotation, molecular function: glycerone-phosphate O-acyltransferase activity; glycerol-3-phosphate O-acyltransferase activity. Bases 1 to 2181 code for a protein of 726 amino acids.
AUGGCGAAGAAAGUGGUUUCCCAGUCGCCAGUGCCUUACGAGGCCGUUAUGCUCUUCUGGAGAAUGGUUACCCAGAUAUUCUUCAGAGAGAUACGGCCUCGCGGCGCCUUCAACAUCCCUCGUUCUGGUCCAGUGAUAUUCGUGGCCGCACCACACCACAACCAGUUCCUUGAUCCCCUGUUGCUCAGUCUUGAAGUAUGGCGAGAGACCCACCGCUCAGUGCAAUUCCUGGCGGCAGCGAAGAGUAUGAAGCGAAAGGACGUCGGGUUUUUCAUCAAAAUGAUGAAUAGUAUCCCUGUCGAGCGAGCGGCCGACGCAGCGACCUCCGGUGUUGGCAAGAUCUGGCUCUCCCUUGACGACCCCUGCCUUAUUCUCGGAGACGGAACACAGUUUACCAAAGACUUUACGCCUCGCAUGCAGAUCAUGUUACCAAAAUCUGUCAACUCUGCACUUGCUGAAGUCAGCGAAGUUAUCUCUGACACCGAACUACGAAUCAAACGCGAAUUCGGUGGAGAAUCAGGCAAGGGGACUGCUCGUAUCAGGGAGAAGGUCGAAGAGCUGCGAAAAGAGGGCGUCCAGGGUCUCGAAUACAAGAAACUCCCCUUUGUCGACCAACAAGAGAUGUAUAGACACGUCUAUCAGGCCCUGAAGAACGGUGGUUCCAUUGGUAUUUUCCCCGAAGGUGGAAGUCAUGACCGAACGGAUCUCCUUCCGCUAAAAGCCGGCGUCUCCAUCAUGGCUUUGGGAGCCAUGGCAAAUGACCCUAGCGUUCAAGUCAAGAUUGUCCCCGUUGGCCUGUCUUACUUCCAUGCCCAUCGCUUCAGGUCGCGUGCUGUAGUGGAAUUCGGUGCGGCUCUCGACGUACCCACUGAGUAUGUAGAAAUGUUCAAGGAGGGUGGGGCAAAGAAGCGUGAAGCGGUUGCCAAUUUUCUUGAGUUGAUCUACAACUCUCUCAAGACUGUUACCGUCCGAGCCCCUGACUACGAUACCCUAAUGCUUAUUCAAGCAGUCCGACGCCUUUACAAAACCCCAGGCCAACACUUAACACUAGGUCAGGUCGUGACACUGAACCGGCGGCUAUUGGAAGGCUACACCCAUUUCAAGGACGAGCCACGCGUUCAGAAGCUGAGAGGUGACGUUCUGAAGUAUAAUCGUAUGGUUCGCGAUCUGGGCUUGCGUGAUCAUCAGGUUCCUCGAGCCAAGAAAGCCGGUUGGAAGUCUUUUGGGCUAUUGACAUACCGCCUCGAGGCUCUCGCGGCUUCCGUGGUCAAGGUUGCGGGGCGAGACGUUCUCGCAACAUGGAAGGUAUUGAUUGCUCUCGGUGUAACGCCAAUCCUCUAUACAAUCUACGCAAUUAUCGCCACAAUCAUUGCAAUUCGUGCCAAAGCUCCUCUCAAAUGGAGAAUCCUCACUCCUUUUAUUACGAUUUUCUCUCUUCCUUUCAUGAAUUACGCUUCGCUCAAAUUCGGAGAAGCUGGGAUGGACGUUCUCAAGUCCCUUCCUCCUCUCAUCGUUGCCUUGGUUCCUGGUCAGCAGCGCUCCCUCGAUAAACUGAAGGCGACCCGAGAGCACCUCUCCAACGAGGUUGCUUCCCUCAUCAAUGAUUUUGGACCUCGUCUCUAUGAAGAUUUCGACGAAACCCGCAUCGUUGUGCCAUCUGCUAGUGCCCCACCAUCUGGAGGAUCAUCGGGCAUCUGGAGGCGGAAGAGCAGCGUCGGAGCUGUCGAUGCUCAAGGCCUCGGGCUCACUCAUCCCAUGACAUGGUUGGACGAACGGCUGUUCGGAUGGUCGCAAAGUGCUCGGCGUGGAACAAGUGCAUGGGGUGGUCACGACGAUAUCAGUCGCGUUGCGACCCCGGACGAAUCGGAAGAGGAGGACAAUGGAGAUUAUGACAAUGUUGUCGGUAUUCUCCAUGAUGACGGCCUUGCGCGAACUCGGAGCAGGAAUAGUUCUUAUGCCGACCUUCAGAGACUCCGAAUGUCUGGCAUGAUCUCCGCCAAAUCCGCAGAAGCCACCAGCACCGCCGUCCCUCAGCCCAAGGCCGCUAGUCACCGAACACGGAGGCCGAGCUUAUCCAACGAUGUCCCUGUCGAGCGCCUCGCUCAAAUUCCGGGCGAGGAGCCCUUCCCGGAGGUGACCAAAGACCUCAACAAGGAGAUGACCCGCUCAAAAUCUACCUAG